AUGGCGGACAAUGGCAGCGACAUGGACCAGGAAGCGAUGCAAGCAAAGGUGCUUCUGGAGGAGAAGAAGAACAGCGUCUUCCUAUACGAUAUCAUGUACAGCCGUGCACUGGAAUGGCCAACACUCACUACCCAAUGGCUGCCAGACGUGAAGGAAGUGCCUGGCAAACCAAUGCGGACCCACCGACUCAUCCUCGGUACACACACAUCUGAUACUCCUGGCCACAAUGACUAUUUACAAAUCGGUCACUUCGAGCUGCCAAACCCACCGCCUGCCAACAUCGCCGACUACAACGCGCAAACAGAGGAACUGGGUGGCCACGGAGCAAGUAAGGAGCAGAUCAAAUUUACGAUCGUCCAGAAAAUUCAACAUCCAGGAGAAGUCAACAAAGCCCGCUACCAACCUCAGAACCCUGAGAUCAUUGCCACCUGGGCCAAGGACGGUAAUGUGUAUGUGUGGGAUCGAACAAAGCACUCUGCUGUGCCAUCCGGAGGCAUCAAACCACAGGCAACGCUCGCCGGACACACUAAGGAGGGGUUCGCGUUAGAGUGGAACCCGCAUGUGGCGGGACAGCUUCUCUCGGGGAGCAACGACGGGACUGUCAAUCUAUGGGACCUCAAGAAUGACUUCACGCUCGACACCAAGACCAUCAAGCCGAAGACAACUUACACUCAUCAUUCUGCCACUGUCAAUGAUAUACAAUACCAUCCUACUUUCGCAGAGAAUCUCUUUGGCUCUGUCUCCGACGAUAUGACAUUCAAGCUUAUGGAUAUGCGCUGCAAAGACACCGCACGACCAGCAAUUGAUUUCGUGAAUGCGCAUACCGAUGCGAUCAAUAGUCUUGCCUUCCACCCAACGCUUGACAAACUUUUCGCUACCGGCUCUGCUGAUCAAACGAUUGGCGUCUUCGAUCUCCGCUUCGCCGACCACGGCAAGAUUCACUCCCUCGAAGGCCACAAGGACGUCAUCACCAAGAUCGAUUGGCAUCCAACCGACCCAGCGAUACUCGCUUCGUCAUCAGACGACCGCCGUAUCAUCUUCUGGGAUCUCUCACGAGCAGGCAUGGAGCAGACGCCGGAAGAUGCAGAGGAUGGGCCGCCGGAGAUGCUGUUCAUGCAUGGAGGUCACACUAAUCGUGUGAGUGACUUCAGCUGGAACAAGAACGACCCAUGGGUCAUGUGUUCGGCCGCAGAGGACAACUUGAUCGAGGUCUGGAGGGCGAGUCGACAUUUGGUGGAGAAGCUACCGCCGGGUGUGCAUAGAAGGGAGGUCAGCGAGUCGUAA
Recurvomyces mirabilis is the source of this 1284-nucleotide messenger RNA. RefSeq names its product Histone acetyltransferase type B subunit 2 (gene HAT2). Gene Ontology annotation, biological process: chromatin remodeling; regulation of DNA-templated transcription. NCBI's taxonomy places the organism in Eukaryota, Fungi, Ascomycota, Dothideomycetes, Mycosphaerellales, Teratosphaeriaceae. The coding region runs from base 1 to 1284 and encodes 427 amino acids. Gene Ontology annotation, molecular function: nucleosome binding; histone binding. The record is from RefSeq and is a predicted model, not a curated record. Gene Ontology annotation, cellular component: Rpd3L complex; cytoplasm; Rpd3L-Expanded complex. The transcript is spliced from 2 exons.